Laccaria bicolor S238N-H82 is the source of this 1650-nucleotide messenger RNA. RefSeq lists its product as uncharacterized. The record is from RefSeq and is a predicted model, not a curated record. Lineage: Eukaryota; Fungi; Basidiomycota; Agaricomycetes; Agaricales; Hydnangiaceae. The transcript has 5 exons. Bases 1 to 1650 code for a protein of 549 amino acids.
AUGAAGAAAUAUGUGGUUGGUUCAAAUGGCGACGGAGACGACAAAGUUGUCGACAACUUGUACUGUCAAGAUAUUGAAGGCGCAAUUCCCCUUGGUUGGCCGCUGGUAGUAACGUCCACACCUCUUGAACCUAUUGACACGAAUUUGUCCACGUUGACGACGCAAACUGCGACCGAUUCCGCUUCACCGGUUGUAGAAAUCAUUUCGUCUAAGGAAACUUCAACUUCUGGCCAAAACCCUCCUAUUCCUUUUGCGGAAAUGGAGGCUACAGAUGCUAGUUCAGUCAAGGCUCGCUUGGCGGAUGUACAACUCCAACACAAAACACAUCCUAUAGAUCAUGUGGUUACCGCUGAAAGCCGGGACAAUCAGACUCCUUCGGCGACAGCAUUGAUCACUGGUUCAUCCAUUCCAGUCACUCCUUCUCAGUCUCAGCCAAACUCCAAUGAUUACUCCCUUGCUGCAACGGAACACAAUACAGCCACACCGCUCUUCGCAGAUCGUCCACUAAGCAGUACCGAACAAAUUGAUUGUUUACCGGGAACUUGCCCUAUAGAUCACAUGGAUAUCGAUGAAAGCCCUCCUUCGACAACGGCAUUGGUCCCGGGUUCAUCCAUUCCACUUACUUCUUCUCAGUCUCAGCCAAACCCCGUCGAAUUGCAACAACCCGCUUUAAUUGCACCGGCACACGUCCCACCACAAACCACACAGGACAUUACCGUCGUCGCUAAUCCUCUACCAUCGACAACCGAACGAGCCGAUUGUUCUUUAGUAGACCGGGGUUCCAACGAGGUCUAUACUUCCAAUACGGGCGCUAUGGUCGUGGAUGAGAAUGGCCAAGCCAAAAACAGAGGGAAUGCAUCUACAUUACUCUCUUCUAAUAUGGUUUCCUCCAUUGCAGUCCCUUGCACCGCCGAAACAGCACUUAUUGAGCUGCGGUCCCCUUGUGUGAAUGUCGAUCCCGGAAAAAUCAGUACCAGCGUUCGACCCAGUCCUUCGCAAAACUCUCAAGCAGAUAGCGAUUUAACCGAUCUGGAGGACUCAGACCAUCAUUCCCCUGUUUCGAACUCGAACAAUGCUACUUCAGUCACAAUGAAGAGAAAAUGCAACCUUCAAGAAAAUUCUGUCUCAACUGACGACUCCUCCGAAUCAGACGCCGACUCAGAUCAUGGUCCUUCCCGAUUGAAUCCCAAACACUCAAAGGCAGUCUCGCCGACAAAACGUAAAAGGCAUCCUCGUACAAAACGUCAGAGGAAAACAUCAUCAAAUAAACUGAUUUCACCAACCGACUCUACCUUCUUCUGCGAGUCAUCGUGUUCCUCUUCUUCGACAUUUCCUUCUCAACAAUCCUUCCAAAGAAAGUACGUCAGCGAAGAAGAUUCAUACAUCUAUUCUGGCACGAUCCUAGGUUGUCGAAUUGAUUUGGAUAUUGUCAUGGCAUCGGCCCCUGAAAAAACAUUGAAACUUGACAGCUUUAAGCCUAAAUGCGUCGGUACUGAGGAGUACGCUCUCUACAGAUCCACAUUGCACAAUCUUCACAAAUACAAGCCUGAAUUUCACACGAUGCUACGGCCCUUAAAAUCUUUGCAACUCAAAAUAUCGUUACAACAGGACGUUCGGUUGGAAAAGCAGCUUGGAACGAAGAUACUUUAA